UGAAGGCGGCAUAGGACUAUACCGGUGGUGCUGUGAUAUUGAGAGGUCAUACAUUUUCAAUAAACGCUGAAAGUAAGCCAGCCAGGAUGUCUGGAGAACUGUCGCUCAACAUAAACAUCAAGGAGCCACGAUGGGAUCAAGGCACGUUCAUGGGGCGCGCCCAGCACUUCUUCAUGGUCACAGAUCCCAGGAACAUCUUGCUGUCAUCUGAGACCCUGGAGGAGGCCAGGGUGACCGUGGAGAACUACAGAGCUGGGAUAGUGAAGCCUGGGCUCACAGAGGACGAGCUCUGGAGAGCCAAGUACGUCUACGACUCUGCCUUCCACCCCGACACUGGGGAGAAGAUGUUUGUGAUUGGCCGAAUGUCUGCUCAGGUGCCAAUGAACAUGUCCAUCACAGGCUGCAUGCUUACCUUCUACAGGACUACUCCGGCAGUGGUGUUCUGGCAGUGGGUCAACCAGUCCUUCAACGCUGUGGUCAACUACACCAACCGCAGUGGAGAUGCCCCCAUGACCGUGAAUCAGCUGGGUGCAGCCUAUGUCAGUGCAACAACAGGAGCCGUGGUCACAGCCCUGGGACUGAAGUCUCUAGCCAAGCAUCUCCCUCCAAUUGUCAGCCGAUUCGUCCCUUUUGCUGCUGUCGCUGCUGCCAACUGCAUCAACAUCCCCUUCAUGAGACAGAGGGAGUUGAAGUACGGUAUCCCUGUGACAGAUGAGAAUGGUAACAGGUUAGGAGAGUCUGCCAACGCCGCCAAGCAGGCCAUUGUACAAGUGGUGGUGUCCCGGAUCGGCAUGGCGGUGCCAGCCAUGGCCAUCCCCCCUGUUAUUAUGAACGCUCUAGAAAAGAGAGCUUUCAUGAAGCGGUUCCCACUCCUAAAUGCUCCAGUUCAAGUGGGCCUGGUUGGUCUGUGCCUGGUGUUUGCCACUCCUUUGUGCUGUGCCCUGUUCCCCCAGAAGAGCUCAAUGGGUUUGGGCAGCCUGGAGCCAGAUCUGCAAGAGAGGAUACGAAAAACCAAUCCCGAUAUUACCUCUGUCUACUUCAACAAGGGCCUGUAGGACCAGCACUUCAACAUGCACACAUGCAAACAAACAGGUCUACACACAUGCACACACUCAUACAGACACACACAUAUACAUGCAUACAUACAUGCAGCAGCUCUCCGAUGAAUCCAUAGUGGGCACAAGUCAGAGGGCAAAACAAAAUUUAUUUAUGCAUAUAUAUAAAUGUGUUUUUUUUUUUUUCUGUGUACUAUAUUUGUUCUUGGCUUUGAUUACAUGGACCUACUCCAAGGGUACUGAUGUAAGAGGUAAAGGUGGAGGGCAUCUCAAAUGUAGUUCUUUGUCUUCUUUGCAUGAAUGCAAGGGGGCAGAAUCAACUAAUUUGACCACUUGAAAAAGAGGAGUCACUGAAGGGGAAGCAGUAGACGUCGAGGCAGAAGGAUUAGCGACAUUCUCUCUGUAUACAGCAGGCAGUAUUCAGGAAAAAAAAUGCACUCGUUGUUUUUGUGUGUUUUCCUUCUUCCUCUCAAGAUCACUCAUUUUUUUUUUUUUUUAAACUCUGAAUGUCAUGUUUAUAAGGUCAUGUUGUGUUCAGGUUCGUGAGCAUUUUUUUCUCCCAUUAAUGAUUUGUAUUUUAAGAUCAGAGGUGAAGUUCAAAAUUGAAGAUUUGUGCAUUGUAAGUCAUGUUGGUAAUUGAUCCUGAAUGUAACGCCUUGUGCUCCACAUGUCCCCUCUCUUCGAUCCCAUCUUUUCAAACCGUGGCUAUUUAUUGUUACUAUGUUGUUUUUUUGUUUUGUUCGGUAGAUAAUAAGAUAAUAUACUGGGAUCUUAAGAACUGAGUAAUGUUUUGCCUCUGAUUUUGUUUCCACCUCAUUGUUCCACCAUAUAGUGAAAUUGAUAAACACUUUUGAUAGACCAACCCCCGAUGAACGAGCUCCUCUUGGUUUACUCUGCCCCCUUGUUGCACAGUGCAGCUUUUAAAACUCCAGCUCUCCUUUGAAGUGUACUUAUCCUCCACUUUCUUUCACCAGGUUAUGAGGUGCUAGGUACAUGUGGCAAAGAAAACCUGUAGAAAUCAAACAACAUUGCAAGAGCACUCCUAGCGCACAAAGCACAUCCAUAAUAUAUUAGCUAACUCUGUUGCCAUGACAGCGACAACCUGUCUGUGGCACAUUUCAAGGCCUUCAUUGAUUGGACAUCACUUUAUAAACUAGGUCAGUCACUCUCAGGUGACAUGCCAAUGAUUUUUUUGAUUGUUGUUACUGUUGGUGCUGUGUGGUGGUUUUGUCCAAGGUGGAGAGGAAUGUAUUGUGUUGUCUAAAUUUUAUCACUAAGAAAAUGCUGCAGCGAUUGCUAAUCUGCAUACUGAGUAUGGCCAUGUGUGUGUAUAUGAACUCUUAAAGGGGGGGUAUUACAGAAAAUAGGCUUUUCCCAGUUUUGGCCUAGAUAUUAAAGUUUUGGGUUUCAUUUAAAUGAUAUGAAAAGAUGGUGCUGGUACUACUUGCUACCUGAUAAUGUUUCCUGUGGAAAAGAAUGUCAGUCAAGAAAAACAAUCAGUCAGAACUGGCCUUAUCAAAAAUCAGCCAGUCACAUACAAUCUAAAAAUUGCAUCAGCCCUGUGAGGCAGCAGCCACUGUUAAUACCAGGGUAGGGCCACCAAUAUUACCAGCCAAUCAGCUGCCAGUGGCUCAUUAAUAAUGAAUGAAUGUCUUGAAAACUGAUUGUUACCAUAGAUUCUAGGUGCACGAUGAGUCCUGGAAAAUAAAUGAAAAAAAAAAUGAAAUAUUGCCUCUCAGUUUUCUUUCAUUUAAAUGCCCCAGUUGUAUUUUAGAUGACAGUUCAUCAUAUAAAAUUGGCAAAAAGAUGAAUAUACUUCCCCUUUAAGAUAAAAUAACAUGCACGGACCACAAUGUAUGCAACAACUACCAAUUAAUAUUCACAAAUUGUGUUUUUUUGCACUUGCGCUGUGGGUGUAUUGUAUGUUUAAGUAGUUAAAAUACUAAUUACCAGGUCAGGGCAGCAAGGAAUAGUAUGCAGUCUUUUUCACUCAUCGCUUGUUUUGGCUGAGUUUGAGCAUCCCUGAUCAAAUUCAUGUUAUCCAUCUUCGCUGAAUUGUUGACCCAACUCUGUAAAUGUGUGGUUGUUCAGUGUGAUAUAGUGAUAGAUGAUGAUGUAUUUAAAGAAAUGAUCAGCUGAAGUUAAUCUCAUGAAGUCUAUCUUUAAUAUGUAAAAAAGUAUAUUUUUCUGGGAUAUACGUGGGAUAUGGGAUAUAUAUAUAUAUAUAUACAUGUGUUCAAUAUGCUUGCAUUACUGGGAGAGAUUUUAACUUCAGGGUGUGCCUCUGUUUGUGUAUCCACCUGAUGGCCUCACAUAUGCAAUAGAAAACAUCCGUGUCAGCUGCUCAUGCUGCAGGAGACUUUUGCACACACAUUACAGAGGUGUGUAACUCUGUCAGUGCAAAUGGGUGUGCUCCUCCUGCUUUAGGGCUAAUGAGUUUUCGCAUUAGAGGAGGUGCACCUCUUGUCACAUUGAACACCGACUUCAUACGGUGAACACACUAGUAAGAGAUUACCAACUCGAUGUUUGAGUGGUGUGUGUGUGUGUGUCAAGUGUUGUUUACAGUGUACGUUGUUAAAAACCCACUCAUCCCUGACACAAAUGCUGAGCAGGAAAUUUUAGCUGUUUUGCUCCGUCACACUAAAGAGCUGCAUGCCCGCAAAGCAUCCUUAGUAGAGCACUUGAAUUUAUGUACUAAACGCUGCAUAGUAAUGAAUUUAAAAUACAAUGAUUGUGGAUGUAAAAGGGAUUGUAGCAACAGUGGUACAAUGUAGUAUUCAUGAAUGCAUUGAAAUAGACCACACUUUUAAUCAGUUUACUUGCAUAUAAACAGUUAACCCAGUGUAAUGGUCUUUUGACUAUUUUUUCAGACAAGCAGGAUGUACAGUAAACCAGUGGCAGACUCCAUGUGGACACAGGCAGUGGCUUGGGUUUGCGCGCUCAAACCAAGCAUUGAGAUCCGAUGGCAUGCACUGCAGGACAGUGUUUCAGAGUUCAGCCUCACUAGUCAUGCUGUCUCUCAAUAUUUGAAGUUGAGGUCCAUGCAUUAGCAAUGGUCAGCAUACCAAACAUUUGCGCUUUGUUUGCUACAUCAUGACAUUUUUCUUUUCUCAGCGUUAAUAUUAUUAUGUAUUGUGUUUGGGCGGGCUUUUAUGCUAUGGGUGAAACUGCACUAUAACCUUUGCUGUGCUGCUGUAGGAGUUACUAGGAUAUGAAUUGCUGUUAUAAGAGCAGGCAUUACAGGCUGCUUCUUGAGGUGUGUAUUGGAAUUUGCGUUUUCUUACUGUGCUUGACAAAGUCUCAUUUACGGUGGUAAGCCAUAGGAAUGUAUUCAAUGGCUGGUAGCUUUUAUUGCUUACAUGCAAAUAGCCUACUUUCUGAAUUUCAUUAUUAUUUUUUUCUUUUGAUAUUUUACAGCUGUUGAAUUUGUGGCGCAGAAAUGUCAAGAACAAAACUGGAGGGUUGGGCUAGGGUUAAAAUCCGCCUGUAAACAGCUUGUGACUGUACUGUACCACCGAUAACAUGUUGCACCCAUCAGAUCUAGCCAAAGAUGAGACGGGUAUGAUUUUUACAGGAGUGAAGAAGAUUCGUGCACAGCUUUUUAACUUUUUGUUUCAGCUUUAUUUCAUGGACCUCUGCCAGGCUUUCCUCAUGCAGUAACAUACGUUUUCUUUAUUUAUAGCAGUGGUUCUCAACCUCUUCCCCGUCAGCACACCCAUCGUUUUUCGGAAAUCUCACCAACUUCUGCAUGAUCAGCAAAACUGAAGUAGCUGAUUCAGCUCUGGAUAGGUCCCAAAUUCCUUUCACAGUUUGAUGAGUUAGUUUAAUUGAUUUUAGGAAAGUUCUUUCCGUAAAUUUCAAGAUAAAAUUUACCUUAUGUUAUAGUAGGUUAUAACACUCCGGCUGAGAACCCACUGAUCUAUAACUUAGAUUAUGCAUGCCAUGAAAAAUAUCAUAUAUUUGCAAACUGAAGGCACAAAUGUACAGACAAUCUUUAUGUUGUUCUUACACUCCAUGAAUAUUUUGGUUCUUUCAUGUUGCUGUGUACAUAUAAUAACCUUGUUAUAUCCCUGUAGUUGUCAGUAUUGGUGCACAGUGUUUCUCCCCUCUAUUUUGUAUUGUGUUUAAAUAUAUUUCCUUACAGUGAAAUGUAUUUACUGAGAGCAAUAGAAUAAAAUAUCUAACUGAAAUGUCUAAA
Myripristis murdjan (pinecone soldierfish) is the source of this 5253-nucleotide messenger RNA. RefSeq names its product sideroflexin 3 (gene sfxn3). Gene Ontology annotation, molecular function: monoatomic ion transmembrane transporter activity. The transcript has 11 exons. The record is from RefSeq and is a predicted model, not a curated record. Gene Ontology annotation, biological process: monoatomic ion transport; serine import into mitochondrion. The coding region runs from base 87 to 1055 and encodes 322 amino acids. Gene Ontology annotation, cellular component: mitochondrial inner membrane. NCBI's taxonomy places the organism in Eukaryota, Metazoa, Chordata, Actinopteri, Holocentriformes, Holocentridae.